This is a messenger RNA of Anolis sagrei ordinatus, 9099 nucleotides long. RefSeq names its product ATP binding cassette subfamily A member 3 (gene ABCA3). The record is from RefSeq and is a predicted model, not a curated record. Gene Ontology annotation, biological process: transmembrane transport; lipid transport. Gene Ontology annotation, cellular component: membrane; intracellular membrane-bounded organelle. Gene Ontology annotation, molecular function: ATP binding; lipid carrier activity; ATP hydrolysis activity. NCBI's taxonomy places the organism in Eukaryota, Metazoa, Chordata, Lepidosauria, Squamata, Anolidae.
GAGGAUCUUAAGGGAGCACCAGGAUCCUCCUCCUCCUCCUCCUCCUCCUCCCCAGCCGCAGCAGGAGCGCUGCUGAGCCGGUAAGGAAACACCGCACUGUCUCCACCUUGCCUUUUCCCUCCUUCUUCCUCCUCUUUCUCCCUUUGCUGCAUCCCUCCUUCUUCCUUCCUUCCUUCCUUCCUUCCUUCCUUUCCUUCCUUCCUGCCAGCUGGCCUUUGUCCCUUUUGUUGGGCUCUGUAGGCCUUGGCGUCUGCACUGACCACAGAACGCAGACUGGACUGCAUUGAGACCCUCUCGUGCAGAAUCCUGCAAGGAUGGUGGUGCUGCGGCAGUUUGGGCUUCUUCUUUGGAAGAACUAUAUCUUGCAGAAGCGACAGAUCCUGGUGACAGUCAUUGAGAUCUGCCUGCCGCUGCUCUUUGCGGCAAUUCUCAUUGCCCUCCGCCACCGUGUCCAUUCGGUCAGCCACCCCAACGCCACCCUCUACCCAGCAAAGAGCUUGGCCACGCUGCCUGUUUUCUUCCGUCACUGGCACCCCAAGCCCUGGGAGCUAGCCUUCGUCCCAUCCAACAACACCGCAGUGGAGAGCAUCGCAGAGGCCGUGGAGCUGGCCCUGCAGGAGGCAAGCGUCGAUAUCAAAGCCCGAGGCUUCCUAUCUGAAAAAGAUUUUGAAGACUACAUCCGAUUUGACAACCAUUCAGGCAAUGUGUUGGCUGGGAUUGUUUUCGAGAACUGCUUUGCUCAUAGCGAGGAAGCCUUGCCUCUCCAGGUUAGUUACCACUUGCGCUUCAAGUACAGCCCGAGGAAUGCUCCUCAGAGCGAGCAGACAGGUCUGAACCCCAACCUGGAUCGGGACUGGCACACCAACUACCUCUUCCCACUGUUCCAGUUGCCGGGUCCAAGAGAAGCCAUGUCCAGUGAUGGGGGGACGCCAGGCUACUACCGGGAAGGUUUCCUGGCAGUUCAGCAUGCAGUGGACAAGGCAAUCAUCCAGUACCAUGCAAACACUUCGGACGCCGAUCUCCUGAGCAGGGUGACAGUGGUGGUGCAGCGCUUUCCAUACCCACCAUACGUCAACGACGUCUUCCUUCUGGCCAUCCAGAACCAGCUCCCGCUGCUGCUGAUGCUGAGCUUCACCUACACCUCGCUGAACAUUGUCCGCGCUGUGGUGCAUGAAAAGGAGAAGAAGCUCAAGGAAUACAUGCGCAUGAUGGGCCUCAGCAACUGGCUGCACUGGACGGCAUGGUUUCUCAUGUUUUUCCUCUUCCUCUUGGUGUCCGUCUUCUUCGUCACCGUGCUUUUCUGUGUUAAGGUGAGUGAGCAAGGUGCGGUGCUGACAAACAGCGACCCGACCCUGGUCUUCACCUUCCUGACGGUCUUCUCCGUCUCAUCCAUCGCCUUCAGCUUCAUGGUCAGCACCUUCUUCUCCAAAGCCAACGUGGCGGCAGCUGCUGGCGGGUUCCUCUAUUUCUUCUCCUACAUUCCCUACUUCUUCAUUUCCCCGCGUUACGACCUCAUGAGCCACAGCCAGAAGCUCUCUUCCUGCCUCAUCUCCAACGUUGCCAUGGCCAUGGGAGCCCAGCUGAUUGGCAUGUUUGAAGGGAAAGGGACUGGGGUGCAGUGGCGGGACCUUAUGAAGCCAGUCAGCGUGGAUGACAACUUCACUUUGGCUCAUGUUCUGGGGAUGCUCCUCUUUGACUCGGUGUUGUACGGCUUGGUGGCCUGGUACGUGGAGGCUGUUUUCCCAGGAGAGUAUGGCAUCCCGCAGCCCUGGUAUUUCUUCUUAACGCCUUCUUAUUGGUGCGGAAGUCCUCAGACAGUUUUGGGAAAGGAGAAAGAAGAGGAAGAAGACCCGGAGAAGGCUCUGAAAAGCCAGUACAUUGAGGAGGAGCCUUCCGACCUGGUCUCUGGCAUCAAAAUCAAACAUCUAUCCAAGGUCUUCAAGGUGGGAGGGAAAGCCAAGGAGGCUGUCCGGGACCUGACCCUGAACAUGUACGAGGGACAGAUCACGGUGCUUUUGGGACACAACGGCGCUGGGAAGACUACCACUCUCUCCAUGCUGACCGGGCUGUAUCCUCCAACGAGUGGCCAUGCGUACAUCAACGGCUAUGAGAUUUCUCAGGACAUGAUUCUGAUCCGGAAAAGCCUCGGCCUUUGCCCGCAACAUGAUGUCCUUUUUGAUCAAAUGACAGUGGAAGAACACCUGCGCUUCUAUUCCGGGUUGAAAGGAUUCCCUGUAGAGAAAUGCCCGGAGGAGAUCAGUCGCAUCCUGCAUAUCCUCUGCUUGGAGGAGAAACGCUACUGUCUGUCGAAGGCUCUGUCUGGAGGGAUGAAGCGGAAGCUCUCCAUUGGCAUUGCGCUCAUUGGGGACUCCAAGGUGGUGAUGCUGGACGAGCCCACCUCCGGCAUGGACCCUGUGUCUCGCCGAGCCACAUGGGACCUCUUGCAGCAACAGCGGAGCAGCCGCACCAUCCUGCUCACCACACACUUCAUGGAUGAGGCAGACCUCCUGGGGGACCGCAUUGCCAUCAUGGCCAAAGGGGAGCUCCAGUGCUGUGGGUCAUCGCUCUUCCUCAAGCAUAAAUACGGUGCAGGAUACCAUAUGGUGAUGGUGAAGGAGCCAUGCUGCAACCUUGGAGAGAUAUCCCGCCUCAUCUAUCACUAUGUGCCCAAAGCCACCUUGGAAAGCAAUGCCGGAGCAGAGCUCUCCUUCAUCCUCCCCAAAGAAAGCACACACCGGUUUGAGGCUCUGUUCACAGAGUUGGAGCUGCGGCGAGAAGAGCUGGGCAUUGCCAGUUACGGUGCCUCCGUCACCACCAUGGAGGAGGUUUUCCUCAGGGUCGGCAAGCUGGUGGAUUCCAGCAUGGACAUCCAAGCCAUCCAGUUGCCAGCCCUGCAAUACCAGCAUGAGCGGCGCUCCAACGACUGGGCCAUGGACGACUCUAGCAGCCUGAGCGGGAUGACGGACAUGACUGAUGACAGUGGGGCCCUCAUCACCGAAGACUGCCCCAAUGUCAAGCUGAACACAGGGUUCUAUCUCUGCUGCCAGCAGUUCUAUGCCAUGUUUAUGAAGAGGGCUGUGUACAGUUGGCGCAACUGGAAGAUGGUGGCAGCACAGUUUCUGGUGCCUCUCAUUUUCACUGCCUUUGCCCUGGUUGUGGCCAAGACUUUCCCAGGGCCUCGGGACUCUUCCUUGCUGAAGCUGACCUUAAAUCCAUAUGGCAGAACGACAGUGCCUUUCUCCACCUCGCAAGGAUCCGUCUUGGCCCAGAGGCUGGCUGCACAGUAUCAGGAGACAGUGGAAGCUCAGGAUCAAGGGCCAUUGGAGGUAGUGGGUAACCUGCAGGAAUACCUGAUUUCUCGGGCGUCGGACGAAGGUGGGGCGUUCAAUGAGCACUACCUUGCGGCUGCUUCGUUUGAUGAAACUGAGGACCAAAUACAAGUCACCGCUCUCUUCAACAACCAGGCGUUCCAUUCUUCUGCUGCUGCGCUGCUGCUGGCAGACAAUGCCUUGCUGAAGCUGUUCGCUGGUCCAAAUGCUUCCAUCACUGUUGCUAACUUCCCACAGCCUCGCAACGUCACAGAGACAGCAAAGGAUCAGCUCAUGGAAGGCCAGACAGGCUUUGCCAUUGCAAUCAACCUGCUCUAUGGGAUGGCUUCCUUGUCCAGCACCUUUGCCGUCCUGCUGGUCAGCGAGAGGGCCAUCAAGGCCAAGCACGUCCAGUUUGUCAGCGGGGUCUAUGUCGUCAACUUCUGGCUCUCAGCUCUCCUCUGGGACCUCAUCAACUUCCUCACCCCAUGCGUGCUCAUGCUGGUGAUUUUCCAAGCAUUUGAUGUGAAGGCUUUCACGCAGGAUAGCCACCUUGUGGACGUGAUGCAGGUGUUCCUCCUUUACGGCUGGGCCAUCAUCCCCCUCAUGUACCUUUUCAGCUUCUUCUUCUCUGUUGCUUCCACGGCCUACACCCGCCUCACCAUCUUCAACAUCCUCUCAGGAACAGCCACGUUCCUAGCCGUUACCAUCAUGAGCAUCCCAGAACUCGGAAUGGUGGAUCUCUCCAAACUGCUGGAUAAAAUAUUUUUGAUCCUGCCCAACUAUUGCUUGGGACAAAGCAUCAGUGAAUUCUACCAGAAUUACGAGUUUAUUCAGUUCUGCACCUCCUCCUUUGAGGCUGUCGUCAUCUGCAGAGUGUUUAAUAUUACUUACCAGACCAAUUACUUUGCCUGGGAGAGCCCUGGGAUCGGCAAAUACCUGACAGCUAUGGCAUCGCAGGGUCUCGCCUUCCUCCUCCUCCUGUUCCUCAUUGAGACCAACCUCCUUUGGAGACUGAGGAAUAUCCUCUGUGGAAUGCAUCGGAGGCGGAAAUGGGUGAUGCUGCUGAAUCGAGUACCUGUAUUGCCAGAAGACCGGGAUGUAGCAGACGAGAGGAAGAAGGUUUUAGAAUCGCCAACUGCGUCGCUGUCGUCCUUGAAUAGCCCUCUUGUCAUCAAAGAACUGACCAAGGUGUACAGCAGCAGGGAUCUAUGCCUGGCGGUGGACAGGCUCUCCCUGGCCGUCAACAAGGGCGAGUGCUUUGGCCUACUUGGCUUCAAUGGGGCCGGGAAGACCACCACCUUCAAGAUGCUAACUGGAGACGAGAGCAUCACGUCAGGAGAUGCCUAUGUAGAUGGACACAGCAUUCUGGCCAACAUCAAAAAGGUCCAGCGGCGCAUUGGCUACUGCCCGCAGUUCGAUGCCCUCUUGGACCACAUGACAGGGAGAGAGACCCUGAGCAUGUAUGCCCGGCUGCGGGGCAUCCCGGAGCGCUACAUCGGCAACUGUGUGGAGAACAUGCUCCGAGGGUUGCUGCUGGAGCCCCACGCAAACAAGCUUGUCAGGACGUACAGCGGGGGCAACAAGCGGAAGCUGAGUGCCGGCAUUGCACUGAUCGGCGGCCCGCCUGUCAUCUUCCUGGAUGAGCCAUCAACCGGUAUGGACCCUGUGGCCAGGCGCCUGCUGUGGGAUGCGGUGGCCAGGACGCGGGAGUGUGGCAAGUCUAUCAUCAUCACCUCUCACAGCAUGGAGGAGUGUGAGGCCCUGUGCACCCGGCUUGCCAUCAUGGUCAAUGGGCAGUUCAAAUGCCUGGGCAGUCCCCAGCACCUCAAGAGCAAAUUUGGCAGCGGGUACACGCUCCUGGCCAAAACCCACAGUGAUGAAGAAGACAACCUGCAGGCCUUCAAAACGUUUGUGGAGAAAACCUUCCCAGGGAGCGUCCUAAAACAUGAGCACCAAGGCAUGGUCCAUUAUCACAUCACCAAUAAGAACCUCAGUUGGGCACAGGUGUUUGGGGCUUUGGAAAAAGCCAAAGAGAAGUACUGUGUGGAGGAUUAUUCCGUCAGCCAAAUCUCCUUGGAGCAAGUCUUCAUGAGCUUUACGCGCUUCCAGCACUACACAGAGGAUCGAGGGAAAUGAGCCGCAAGGGCCCCUCUCUCCUCUGACUCCGCGGUUUGAACCCGCUGCCUAUAUAUAUAGUAUACAUAGAGACAGUAAUUUAUAUCUCAACUACGUCUUUAACCAUGCAUCCAAGGGUCGUGGUGCAAGAGUGUGCAGGGGCGUGCCUGUCUGUCCGUGUGUCCAUUUGCACGUGCAAGGACGAAUGAAGACCUCCUUCUCGAAUCAGCACUGGACAACUGACAUCUUUCGCUCCGUUUUCACACUUAGCAAGUGGAGACGGUGCUCCAUUGCGGCCCAGGUAUGACUGGACAUCGAGAUAAGAGCUUUCCGGCGCUUCCACUGGAUUGGUGUCGGCAUCAUUGACCCUUGCAUGCCCCGUGUAUGGGGCGCUGGCAACGCACAUAUCCAUAUGGCUGCGACUCGUGUCUGUAUGUACAAAAUCCCUGUGGCAUAUCUGUGUGAAUGAGCUCAGUCGUCCUCUGUUCACUUCCGAAGAUGCAAGGGGAAGGAUCAAAGCAGUGCGGAACCAACCACAUCUCCCAGUCUGGGCUGCAUCACUUCCAGGGGAUUGGAUGUUGCGGACUGGGGAGGGAUGCCUUUUGCUGUGGGGAGACUGGCCAUGCUGCUGCCCAGAGAGGUGGAAUAGCAGAGGGACCAUUCCUGGAGGAGAUAUACUCUGCAUCUGCAUAUUUCUACGUCCAUUUUCCUCUUGAUUAAGAGGCCGCGGGCAAGGUUCAGUCACGUUGCCAUUCCAAAAUAGCUGCUGAGGUUUAGACCGAGGCUUCCCGAACUUUGCUCUGGCAAAAAAUUUGAAGUUCAGCUCUCCUGAUUCCCAGACAGUAUAAGUUCCGAAAAAAGAACAACAUUUAAGAUAACAACAACAACACUUUAUUUAUAUUCUGUUCUCCUCCUCAAGGGGACUCAGAGCGGAUUACAACAUAUAAACAAUCACAGGCAAACAUUCAAUGCCUUGUUCCAGAUGAGAAUACACAAAUACACAGACAAAGGCAAAGGUUUCUCCUUUCAUUUCUGGCUCUGGUAUGCUGCACAUCCCGUUUUGAGUCCCAACUCCUUAGAGGAGACUCAUGAAAUCAAUAGGGUUUUUCAGUAUGUCGGCUGUGCAUCCAGCAGGGACCUGUCCAUUGAAAAGGCAUUUCCGUCUUCUUUCUGGUUGACUUGUGUUUUUAAGAAAGGAAGGCAGUGAAAUAACUUGCUUUCCACAUCUUUGUUGGUUUUCUAUUUAAUUUUAUUUUUAAGCCUAUGGUCCUUGUUAUCUCUUUUCAAAAAAGGAUGAUGUUGAAAUUGUCCAAAGGAAAAGCUUGGCCUAUUUUACUAGUGAUGACAUGCUGAACUUGUGCAUCUCUGAGGCUUAGUAGGAUGAAACCUUGGAUCCCAGAGCAUCCGCUUGCCGCUGCUGAGGUACGGGUUGGUCCAAUCUGUCAUGACAGUUACUCCUAGGAGUACAUUUGCACACCUUUUUGGUUACUAAAAUGACAAGUGAAGAUAGUAAGGAAAUGCGUGGAGGAGAGGAUUCAAGACCAGAAAAGGGAGAGGAGGGUGCUUCAUGUUAUCAUUGAAUUGUGAUGAACACGGCUGCCCUUGAGAGUGAUGAUGCCUUUCCUUGGAGGAUAAACAAACCCAUGGUCACUCAUCCAGGGCCAUUGGUCCCGAAGGCUAUUUUCAACCUCCAUGUUCAGAGGCAGAGUUGCUUUCACCUGCUUGCAUUCUUAGAAGUAACCCAACUAUGCAUCUCUUAAUGGUUCUUCUUUGAGUCCCCCUUGGGCGCCUCUCUGCCUGUGCAUUGCGAAUAUCAUUUGCUUUCCCCAGUCCUUUAUGGGUGGGUCUGUGGCACUUUAAACUCUGCGGUAGGAGUCAAGCAUGCAGUAUCUUUUCAUCAAGACCAGACCCUCCAGCUUUCGAGGGAGACAGUAUUGAACAGGUUUCUUUGACCAAACCUUCAUCAUCAGUUCUAUAAAGAACAUUGAUUAAUGGCUGUUCCUUCCAUCAGCUUUUCGCUUUGUCUUCCUUUCCAGUUUGUGUCUGUUGCAAUUGUCACAUUCUGUCUAGUUGCAUUCCUUUAAUUUAUUUGGGGAGACUUAUCAGAAUGUCCUGCUUCGGCUCUCCUUGAAACGAAACUCCCAUUUUGGGGUCUGACCUCUCUCAUGUCCUGCUGACCUGGAAACCUUGCACAUUGUUUCAAAGCAGCGGCAUUGCCUUAUUAGUCCUUUCCACCAAUAUAAGUCUUCUUAGCUCUUGGUGGAAAUCCCAGCCCAACAAAUGACCUCCUUUUGGAGACAAUAGCCAGGAGCUGAAGUCAGUUGGAUUGCAUGGCUCCGCCUCUUGCGGCAUUUCAUUUGACACACAUCCUAUGGUGGGAUGGAGCUUUUUCUUCUUCCAGUCUUUGUUUUACUACAUGUUUUAAAAAGGAUGGGGAAACUAAGGCCCUCCAGAUGCUCACACUUCUAGGAAACUGUUCAAAACAUCUGGACAGCAAAAUGUCCCUUACCCUUCUGUGAAACUGCAGCUGCUCCUCUCCCCAACACUUCCUUACUUGUCCAUUUUUAUCAGUGAUUUUUAAACUUCCAGGGAUUUACCCUGUAAGUAAUUCUCCCAUUUCUGCAGAAAGUGAGGCUUCAAUGGCCCUUCCCUCCCUUGCGUCAGCUCAAAGGGCAUCUUCUCAGGUGCAAAGGGUUGUCUGCAAUGUUUUGUGGCCAGGAUGGGAACUGUGGGCAAGAUCCUACAUGACUUCAAACAUCAUGUGGAUGUCUGCUCUUGCAUUAUGCUUCCACUGCACAACCCCUGGAAUGGAUGGGAACAUAAUGCCACACGUUCAUAUGGGUAGUAUUUGCUCAUUAAGUGAAAGUUGAAGCGCAACUGCAUCGCACUGCGUGUAGCUGGAUACAACCAGCAGCAUUGUCCACACGAUUUGCCCAGCAUGUGUAGCACAAUGUACGCCUGCAUCAUGUCAUCAACAAGGUGCUAGCCCAGGUGGCAGACUGCAACUCCCAGCAUCCAGCUGUGCUGGCAAGGGCUGAGGGGACUUGCAGUCCAAUGACAUCUGGAAAGGCAUGUGUCCCCAUCCCUGGCGGAAAGCACCACUUGGAGUGUCCCAAACAUGUAAAUGGUUGGUGUUAUUAUUUUUGUACCUUUCCUUUGAUUAUACCAAAUACCGUCCUCUUGCACAAAUCACUGCUAUUUUGCACAGUGUGUGUGCGUAUAUCUCUGUGUGUCUGUAUUUGUAUGAAUGCAUCCAAACAUUCUCUAACAUUUCUUAGGUCUGUCUCUGCACCAACACCUUGCCCCAAACAGGAUUAUGUAGUGACUCUUUUCAUUCGGAUGACAAGCAGAAGCUAAACGCCCGUCCUUUGCUCCUCUUGGACACCAAGCCCCACUUGUGAAAGGUCUUCUAAUCUGCAAGCCCCUGUGUGAGAUUUGCCCCAUAUUUCACUUCCAAGUUUUGUUCCUGUUUUAUGGGGAGGAGGUUUGUGUUUUUGUGUUUUUAAAGACUAGGAAGACACAGGCUGGGGACCAAGGGACAGGUACAAGGCUCGUCCGUGACUCAGACCAAUACGUCGGUGUACCCGUCCACUCUUUGGUGGCUCUUAUGUAAUGCAUUGGCUGUCAUGGUUACAUUCCGCCCCAUCUCCAAAAAAUAAACUGAAUUUUCAAA